AGGGCUGAAUGGGCGCGAUCGCGGCGCCGGGGGAGGGCUUGGGCUCGGGGCCCCGGGCUGGCGGCUAGCCAGCGCUUCCUCCCUAGCAUGCGCACGGAGGCGGCGGGCGGCGCGGAGCGUUGGCCCCAGAAGCCGCGAAGCCAAGCAGCGGCACCUGCCUGCCGAGCAAUACCAAAUGAGUUCGCCUCUGUAAAGCCGAGAAGUGAUUGCUGCAGGCCGUCCCUGCAAUGGUGCACCGGAACCCAGCACAAGAUGGGAAGACCCAGCUUACUAUUAAAAUACAUCCUCAAGUGUACGUUGGUUCUGUUUGGAGUGUGGCUCCUGUACAUCCUCAAGUUAAAUUUCACUGUUGAAGAAUGUGACAUGAGAAGAAUGCAUUAUGUGGGCCCUGACCACGUAAAGAGAGCGCAGAGAUAUGCUCAGCAAGUCUUACAGAAGGAAUGUCGGCCCAGGUUCGCGAAGACAGCCAUGGCUCUGUUGUUUGAGCACAGGUACAGCAUGAACUUGGAGCCUUUUGUGCAGAAGGCGCCUAGGGCCAGUGAAGCCGAGCUCAAGUAUGACCCUCCGUUUGGAUUCCGGAAGCUCUCCAGUACCGUCCAGAGCCUCUUGGAUCUGCUGCCUGAGCAUGACGUCCCCGAGCACUUGCGAGCCAAGCACUGCAAGCGCUGUGUGGUUGUUGGGAAUGGGGGCAUCCUCCGUGGACUAGAGCUGGGCCACGCCCUCAACCAGUUCGAUGUGGUGAUAAGGUUAAACAGUGCACCAGUUGAGGGCUAUUCUGAACAUGUUGGAAAUAAAACUACUAUAAGAAUGACUUACCCAGAGGGAGCACCACUGUCGGAUGCUGAAUACUACUCGAAUGACUUGUUUGUUACUGUUUUAUUUAAGAGUGUUGAUUUCAAGUGGCUUCAAGCAAUGAUAAAAAACGAAACCCUGCCAUUUUGGGUUCGGCUCUUCUUUUGGAAGCAAGUGACAAGAAAAAUCCCACUCCAGCCGAAACACUUCAGGAUUUUGAACCCAGUUAUCAUCCAAGAAACUGCCUUCGACAUCCUCCAGUACACAGAGCCUCAGUGGAGAUUCUGGGGUUCAGAUAAGAACAUCCCCACGAUCGGUGUCAUUGCGGUGGUCUUAGCCACACACCUGUGUGAUGAAGUCAGCCUGGCAGGCUUCGGAUAUGACCUCAGCCGACCCAGGACUCCUCUGCACUACUUUGACAGUCAGUGCAUGAGCGCCAUGAACUUGCAAAUCAUGCACAACGUGACCACAGAGACCAAGUUCCUCCUGCGGCUGAUCAAGGAGGGUGUGGUGAAGGACCUCAGUGGGGGCGUCCAGCGUGAAUUUUGAGCACAGCGAGCCUUACUUAAAAAUGCAGC
Acomys russatus (golden spiny mouse) is the source of this 1370-nucleotide messenger RNA. It is a transcript of the gene St3gal5, whose product is annotated as ST3 beta-galactoside alpha-2,3-sialyltransferase 5. The record is from RefSeq and is a predicted model, not a curated record. Gene Ontology annotation, molecular function: lactosylceramide alpha-2,3-sialyltransferase activity. The coding region runs from base 88 to 1341 and encodes 417 amino acids. The transcript is spliced from 7 exons. Lineage: Eukaryota; Metazoa; Chordata; Mammalia; Rodentia; Muridae.